AAAAGACAAAUCAAAUACGCUUAGAAGUGUUUGUGUCACUGUCGGAGUCGAAUGUACCUACGCAUUCAAAUCUUCAUUCUUAAAAUAUGUAAAUUUAAAACUGUUUGGAAUGUCUAAAGACGUACUAAAUAAAUAUUGUACAGAUAAUCAAAAGUCCAAAACUUUGUCAAACAUUCGAGCAGACAGUCAAGAUUAUGAUAAAAAAUUACUGUCAAAAAAAGCGUGGUUGCAAAAAGAUUCAAAUUUCAAUAAAACCGAAACUGAUAAUAUUUGUAGUACAGAAGUAAUUUCCCGUUCUAUAAAUAGGCUUUUAAAAAAUGAAAAAAAAUCUAGACCCACAGCGAACCCGACUAAAGUAUGUUUAAAACCGGAAGUUUUACAUGAAUCUAAAGAACAGUUUGCACAAAGAAUAAAACAGGCUUGGAUAGAUCGGGAACAGUCAAAAUCAUGUAUUAAUAUUUAUUUGGCUAGAAAUGUUAUCGAAGACCCUUUGAUGGAAUCUAUAGAUCAUGUUCAGGAGUCUUCAAUACAAGAAGAGGAAAAGGACCCUAGUCGAACGGCGUUGGAAGUACAACUCCAGAACCAUGCGGGAGAAGGUGAAAAUUCACCAGAAGACUCUAGCGAGGAGGAAAAACCUCUUUCGGCUGCCGCGAGAAGAGUUAGGUUUUACAAGACUGCGAAACAACAACAGAACGAAAGACAAACUUUGACGAGAGCAAUGUCGGCGCCUUCGUCGAGACAACAAAGCGUGCACCCUACACAAGAAUUUUAUUCGGGAAGUUCACGGAGAAAAUCUCAAGAUGUUCAUAGAUUCCCGACCAGGAAGCUGAAAUCUUGUAGGAGUAAAGCUUUCCAUAAAAGCAUUGAUGUGGAUAGUCGUAUGUCAAAUGGUCAAAAGUUUGGCAAAAAAAAUCAAAAUGUAGAAGUGGUAACGAUGAUGUCACUUUUAAGUCCAGUUGGAAGUGAUGUAGAGGAAUCACCAACACCGGAUGACGUAUCCACAAAAACCGUUACCUUUCCUCAAUUUAAUAACAGUAUGCGUUAUCAUCAAAAAUCAUUUGAUAGCGCAAUGACAUCGAUUGGAAAACCAAAACUUCUCAACAAUCGUGUUGGAAAAUCAUUGAUUAAAUCCAGAACAAUAGAGAUAACAAGGGAUGAUGAUGAAGACGACGGGCCAGUCGUAAAAGAAGUAGUCAUUUCUAAACGUGGAGACGGUGACGACGACGACGAAACGCUGCAGGACAAAGAAAUCGCACAGAUCGACGUCCGCUGCGACGUACUCGACGGCCAACCUAUGCUCAAGUCCGACAAAGAGAAAGAAUGUUGGGCUCUUUUCAAGAAAAUGACAGCCAAAGGAGUGUCCGUCACUUUUGAUACCGUAUUGAGAGGAAUGUUAACACCGACUGAAUAUAGACUGAGAAAAAGCGAACUCCUGUUAUUUGGAUAGACAUACGCAAUUCGCAUACACUUUACAUAUCACCUACAACCUAUAUAAAUAUUACAUCGAUAUCGUUACAUGCAAUCGCAGUCAUAUAGCCGACUACGAAGUUCCUAUAUACAUAUUAUUUUAUAUUAUCUUCGGCAUACCGACUUGCAUCGUCUUCGUCGUAUAAGCUUAUUUAUACUAUUACACAUUAUACGCGGUAAUAACAAAAUAUUGAUGUAUUAUAGCUAGGUUUAGGGCCUGCUGUACGGGGUAAUAAGAACAAGGCGAAGAACGUCGCCGCGAACAUAAUAUUAUAAUAUUAGAUUAUGUGGCUGUUGCAUUCGCGUUGUUAUAUUAUGUACUUUUGUCCCAUGUCGUCGUAGGCCCUAUAAAUAUUAUAUUACCAUAAUUUGUUUAAUCGUCCGGGGAGACACAUAGGGCAAAGUAAUAGAAAAUAAAAAAUGUUAUAAGACGCAUAAUAUAAGUGACCGUAAGUAUACCCUAUUACGCAUUAUACGACAUAAUAUUUAUAAGCAAUACGCACCACCGCGGAGACACUUUAAUGUUAAAUUAUUUUUCAAUGUAUUAUACCUACGCAUGCGGCUGUUAUUAAAUGUUAAACUUACAUUCGCGUAUUAUUAUAUUAUAAUAACGUAUACAUUAUAUAAAGUUGUACUCCAGCUAUAAACAUCAAACAUAUAUUAUACAUACAACAUACAUAAUAUUGUACGUAGAGUCGUAGACUGCAUCGUGAUGAUUAUGAUGAUAAUAAUAAUGGUAGCGUUUGCUUACUUCUAUACUACCUGUGCCCAUAAUAUACCUUAUACACUACACCGGUACACCAUGCAGGUUUUCAAUACAUAAAACGAUCGGACAGAUGGUGGGAGAGCAGUGAAAAUAACGCAUACGUAGUCCGGUGACGGUCUGGCGGUCUCAACUCCCAGAACGAUACCGACAGAAGUGGCAGAACCGUACGGACGGCAGGUCGAACGACAGAUUUGCGAGUUCGAGCGCGCGCGUAUGUGUAAUAGAAAUAAUAAUAAUAUUAAUAAAAUAUCAACUCGUAUUCAUAUUAUAUUGUAUUAAUUUUAUCUCCGUCGAGUUUGUCGUUAUUUCACGGAUACGUCUUCUAAGUGUUGUUAACUAAUAAUAUAAGAGUAUAUUUUUUUUAUCGUCAAUAAAACAAAAAAAA
This is a messenger RNA of Myzus persicae (green peach aphid), 2618 nucleotides long. RefSeq lists its product as uncharacterized. The transcript is spliced from 5 exons. The coding region runs from base 110 to 1447 and encodes 445 amino acids. Lineage: Eukaryota; Metazoa; Arthropoda; Insecta; Hemiptera; Aphididae. The record is from RefSeq and is a predicted model, not a curated record.